UAUGGUCACGUGUCAGACAGACCGGAAGAAUCCCUUUCCGGGAACCGGGGUAGCGAUUUCCGGCUUGCUGAAGAAAGUUGAGCAGGAGAGGUCUUGCAGGUUCUUGGAUUCCGAAAAAUGGACAGUCAAGGCAGGAAAGUGGUGGUUUGUGACAAUGGAACCGGGUUUGUGAAGUGCGGCUAUGCGGGCUCCAAUUUCCCCGAGCACAUCUUCCCCGCCCUGGUGGGCCGGCCCAUCAUCCGCUCGACCGCCAAAGUGGGCAACAUCGAGAUCAAGGACCUGAUGGUGGGGGACGAGGCGAGCGAGCUGCGCUCGAUGCUGGAGGUGAACUACCCCAUGGAGAACGGCAUCGUGCGCAACUGGGACGACAUGAAGCACCUGUGGGACUACACCUUCGGCCCGGAGAAGCUCAACAUCGAGUCCCGCAGCUGCAAGAUCCUGCUCACGGAGCCGCCCAUGAACCCCACCAAGAACCGCGAGAAGAUCAUCGAGGUGAUGUUCGAGACGUACCAGUUCUCCGGGGUCUACAUCGCUAUCCAGGCUGUUCUCACACUCUACGCCCAAGGCCUCCUGACGGGCGUGGUGGUGGACUCGGGCGACGGCGUGACGCACAUCUGCCCCGUUUACGAGGGCUUCUCCCUGCCCCACCUGACCCGGCGGCUGGACAUCGCCGGGAGAGACAUCACGCGCUACCUCAUCAAGUUGCUGUUGCUGAGGGGAUAUGCCUUUAACCACUCUGCGGACUUUGAGACGGUGCGCAUGAUGAAGGAGAAGCUCUGCUACGUGGGAUAUAACAUCGAGCAGGAGCAGAAGCUGGCUCUGGAGACCACUGUACUGGUGGAGUCCUACACGCUCCCGGACGGCAGGGUGAUAAAGGUGGGGGGUGAGAGGUUCGAGGCACCGGAGGCCCUGUUCCAGCCCCACCUCAUCAACGUGGAGGGCGUGGGCGUGGCCGAGCUGCUCUUCAACACCAUCCAGGCAGCCGACAUCGACACCAGGGCGGAGUUCUACAAACACAUCGUGCUCUCGGGGGGCUCCACCAUGUACCCCGGCCUGCCGUCCCGUCUGGAGCGCGAGCUGAAGCAGCUGUACCUGGAGCGCGUGCUGAAGGGCGACGUGGACAAGCUGUCGAAGUUUAAGAUCCGCAUUGAGGACCCCCCUCGGCGUAAGCACAUGGUGUUCCUGGGCGGGGCCGUGCUUGCUGACAUCAUGAAGGACAAGGACAACUUCUGGCUGACGCGCGAGGAGUACGAGGAGAAGGGCAUGCGCGUGCUGGAGAAGCUGGGCGUCACCGUCAGAUAAACCGGGGUCCCCCCGCCGGGCCCCGUACCCCCCCUGUGCCCCACAUACCCCCCCUGUGCCCCACAUACCCCCCCUGUGCCCCACACACCCCCCCUGUGCCCCACAUACCCCCCCUGUGCCCCA
Conger conger (European conger) is the source of this 1425-nucleotide messenger RNA. RefSeq names its product actin related protein 2a (gene actr2a). Gene Ontology annotation, biological process: Arp2/3 complex-mediated actin nucleation. The record is from RefSeq and is a predicted model, not a curated record. Gene Ontology annotation, molecular function: actin filament binding. The transcript has 9 exons. Gene Ontology annotation, cellular component: actin cortical patch; Arp2/3 protein complex. Bases 118 to 1302 code for a protein of 394 amino acids. Lineage: Eukaryota; Metazoa; Chordata; Actinopteri; Anguilliformes; Congridae.